AAGGCUUGUGCUCCGUCACGUGGUGGUCUGCGGUCACAGUUUGGAGCAUUGUUGCUUUCUAUAUAGUUUUCGUUGUCUAUUUCCUUAUAGCGGACUGAUCCAGUCACUCAUUUGCUAUAUAUCGUUUGUAUGCUUGAGCCCCGAUUCCUUCGUUAACGCUGUUUGAAGGUCUCAUAUUCAACCACAUUCAGGAUGGCGGAAGGUGCAGGAGCUAAAGAUCUGGCAUCGGGAAUGGGAGGAAACAUUAACAAAACAGAGAUGCUUUCUGCUGUUGAACAGUAUGAAAAGUAUCACAUGUACUAUGGUGGUGAUGAUGAGACAAGAAAAGCUAAUUACACAGACAUGGUGAAUAAAUACUAUGACCUUUCAACUAGUUUCUAUGAGUUUGGAUGGGGGGAAUCUUUUCAUUUUGCAAACAGAUGGAAGGGGGAAUCUCUUAGAGAAAGUAUCAAGCGCCAUGAGCAUUUUCUUGCUCUCCAGCUUUGUUUAAAGCCUGGAAUGAAGGUAUUAGAUGUUGGAUGUGGAAUUGGAGGGCCAUUGAGAGAAAUUUCUAGGUUUAGCUGCAGUUCGGUAACAGGCCUGAACAAUAAUGCUUACCAAAUAGCAAGAGGAACAGAAUUGAACAGGCUUUGUGGAUUGGAAAAAACCUGUGGUUUGGUAAAGGGAGAUUUCAUGAAGAUGCCUUUUGCAAAUGAUUCUUUUGAUGCAAUAUAUGCGAUUGAGGCUACUUGUCAUGCCCCAGAUGCGGUUGGCUGCUAUAAAGAGAUAAAAAGAGUACUUAAGCCUGGCCAGCUAUUUGCAGCAUAUGAGUGGUGUAUGACUGGCUCUUUCGAUCCAAAGAAUGAAGAGCACCAGAAGAUUAAGGCAGAGAUUGAACUUGGGGAUGGGCUUCCUGACAUCCGCACCACAAGUCAAUGUCUAGAAGCUCUAAAAUAUGCUGGAUUUGAGGUUCUAUUUGAAGAAGACCUGGCACUCUCAUCGCCAGUGCCAUGGUAUUUACCAUUAGAUACAAGUCAUUUUUCUCUCAGUAGUUUUCGUCUAACAUCCCUUGGUCGCUUUCUGACAAGAAAUAUGGUCAAAAUAUUUGAACUUUUGAGAAUAGCACCAGAAGGAAGCCAAAGAGUAUCUGCAUUUCUGGAGAAAGCUGCAGAAGGCCUUGUCAAUGGGGGCAGGAAAGAGAUUUUCACACCUAUGUAUUUCUUCUUAGCCCGGAAACCCUUAAGUGAGAACUAGUGUUGAAAACCACCACCAUGGUUUCUUUCUACAGAAGAUCUUCACAUUUACUUGAGCAUAUUUCUCUUUCUAAAUACUUUGUAAAGUUAUUUGUUUGGAGAGCAAUGAGCAUACAAUCAUAAACAUCACACUAUAAGCAUUUUUAUUAAGAAAUUUGAAGGCAAUUAGAGAAAGAAGAUUGAAACUAUGUUGUGAAUCACAUUUCUCAAGGUCGCGAUGGACCUUGCCAUCAUUGUCUCUACCUCAAAAUAGUAGCAAGAGAAACAAUCUUCACUGAUAUAUGAAUGCAUGCGUUUUUUUGGCUGAAUGAUAA
Cryptomeria japonica (Japanese cedar) is the source of this 1546-nucleotide messenger RNA. RefSeq names its product cycloartenol-C-24-methyltransferase. The record is from RefSeq and is a predicted model, not a curated record. Gene Ontology annotation, molecular function: sterol 24-C-methyltransferase activity. Gene Ontology annotation, cellular component: endoplasmic reticulum. Bases 193 to 1233 code for a protein of 346 amino acids. Lineage: Eukaryota; Viridiplantae; Streptophyta; Pinopsida; Cupressales; Cupressaceae. The transcript has 14 exons. Gene Ontology annotation, biological process: sterol biosynthetic process.